AUGGCAAAAAUAGCAGCGACUGGCUGGCGCUAUGCCCGUAGUGGCCCGCUUAGUUCGGUUCUUAAAAUUGAGAACUAUGAGCUGCGACCCACCGAGAAUGAGGCUGUUGUUCAGAUUAUGUCUGCACCACUUCACCGCGUGGAUGCGGCUAUCAUCAAUGGAACUGCCCUGGGUCGGAAGCGUGUUAAUAUAAAUCAUUUUCCCCGCGUUGCAGGUUGCGAAGGUGUUGGUAAGGUGACAUGGAUUUCAAAGAAGUGUACGGAUUCACUCGUGAAAGUUGGUGAUAUGGUAUGGGUUGCUCCGCUACACGGUACUUGGGCGAAUGCUAUUGCUGUACCUCCUACCUGCUUACACAGGAUAGAUCCCGCAUACGCCUCGUUAGCCGUGAAUGCCUCGAACUACUUAGCCGCACAGCACCUUCUUGAGGGCUACGCGCGCUUACGGAAAGACCAAGUAGUGAUCCAAAAUGGUGGCAGCAGCGUGACUUCUUUGGCGGUUUCCGCCCUGGCCAGGACACAGGGCUUAAAAGUGCUCACAGCGGCCUCCCCCUCUGAGCGUUUUGCUGACGCAAAGGGACGACAUGCGGCAUUCGGGUCAGAGGUGUUCGAGUAUAAUGCGAAAGGAGCGCGCGAGAUGGAAAAAGUCCUUGGAAACGGACGGGGGGCUGCUUUGUAUCUCAAUGGUGUUGGUGGACGCUUCUUUGACUACUUUAUGAGGCUCGUAGCUCCCGGAGGUGAGGUUGUGACAUACGGUGCACAAAAUAGCUUUGGUUUGAUGCUUUCUGGGUCUAGUUUUAUUUCAAGAGAGAUAACAAUGCAGGGAUUUUUUCUUCCCACCUACUUAGAUUCACUUAGUUAUCAAGAACGCCAGACACAGCUAGACUUCGUUCUCCGCGCGUUAGCAUUGGAAAAGUUUGAAUACCCUGUUUUAACCGCUGAGUCAUUAGAGAAGCUACCGGAAGUGUGGGAUGAGCUCUUCGUGCGGGGGGGACGAAAAGGUGUACUAAAGUUGUUCGAAUAA
Messenger RNA from Phytomonas sp. EM1, 1020 nucleotides. NCBI's taxonomy places the organism in Eukaryota, Euglenozoa, Kinetoplastea, Trypanosomatida, Trypanosomatidae. The record is from the annotation of a GenBank genome assembly.